This is a messenger RNA of Planococcus citri (citrus mealybug), 2752 nucleotides long. RefSeq lists its product as uncharacterized. The record is from RefSeq and is a predicted model, not a curated record. NCBI's taxonomy places the organism in Eukaryota, Metazoa, Arthropoda, Insecta, Hemiptera, Pseudococcidae. Bases 282 to 2204 code for a protein of 640 amino acids. The transcript has 2 exons.
ACGUUGUUAGAUCGUUUUAAUGUUUUCUGUUUGAUUAUUAAUAAAUUAGCAAAUACACUGGGUGACGUUGAUUUUGUUCAAUCAGUAUAUUUUAAAAGUUCGUUUUUCUUUCUUUCAGACUAAAUUCGGAAGUUCCUUGUUAAAAAUACGGUUUUUAAAGAAUUCGGUUGGAAAGGAUUAAAAUUUCGAGGGAAAAAGUUGAAAAUCCAAAAUUUUUAAAAAUUGAAUUUUCGUGUGAAGAACUUCAUUGAAAACGAUCCUGUGCAAAAUUCAAAUUCACAAUGGAAGACGAUCAUUGGGAAGAGCCAAUGGAUGACAAUGCUAGUUCAUCGUCAGAUUCGGAUGAGUCCAGUGGUAGCAGCAGUACUACGAGUAGUAGUGAGAAAGAAAGCGACGACGAUUAUGGUGACACGGUACCCUCAUUGCUAAAGCUUUCAUUAAAUUGCAUUGUGAAGGGAUUAUGGUUAUCGGAGAUUAACAAUGAUUGGUUCGAAACCAGGGAAUUGAAUGUUGAACGAGUCAAGAAUAAACUUCUCCAAAACCGCGGUUUCAUGUCUUCACUGCCUUCAUCAAUUGAAAAAAUGUUGAUUGAAAAGAUAGACGUUGUCGGAAAGCAACUCAGCGAUGAAUUCGCCAAUUUGAGCGGUUUAGGACUUCUCGCUUCUGUGUUCAGAGAACGAAAAUGGCGUCACUUUGCACCUUUGAUUUGGAAUUUUGUUAAAGAAAAUGAGAUGAAUUAUUACGUCGCGGAAAGUAUAUUUGAAAAUAUCAUCUCAGGUAUAAACGAUGGUGUGUCAUCCAGCGACGAUGAAGAAUUCUAUUUGCAAGUAUGGAGAACUUUUCCUAAAGAUUUGAAGUCUCGGCUUAUAGUUUUUUUGUCGCGAGGAUUCUACAUCUACACGUCUAAAAAUUUUCCUCGUGAUUUGCGAUUUUUUUCCGAGCUCGUGAUGAAUUUUGAUGCCGAAGAAAGGAAGACGAUUUGGCAGCAAAAUUACACGCAUUUGAUCGUUGGUACAAGUCCAUCGAAUUUGGAACAUUUGAUGAGAUCAUGUUUUGAUAACGAAGAAGAAAUUAUCGAAUUUAAACGUCAAUAUUUCGUCGGAUGCGGCAAUGCGGAUCAAUAUUGUUUGGAUCUUAUUUCCGAGAAGUGUUUCAUAGAAUUGGAUCAAUUUUUGAACUUUUGUUCCCCCGACGAGCUAGAUGCGGAAAAAUUCACAAAGAGAGUAUUGCACAAAUAUUUUGCUUCUCAUACAAUAGCUGAAGGAUAUGAAGUUGUUUUUCUCAUACUUCAUUCAGAAGCUAGAUGUAUCAUUUGUAGAGUAAUUAAAAUGGACGAAUUUCAAUAUCUUUUUCAAAUGCAAACGGAACAUUUGAAAGAGCUUUGUUACAAGUUUAUCAGUAGGAGAUCUUUCGAAGAAUUGAUUAAAUUCCUGAACUUUUUCCUUCCGCCGGAAAAAAAUGUUGAAUGUUUUAUGCAAGAAGUUAUUAAAUCGUUAUUCGCUGAGCGUGUUGAUCCAUAUAAGUAUAUUAAGAUGUGUUUUCCGUGUUACAAAGAUGAUUUUACUCAUUUAAAUGAGUUCAGUAAAGUGCUCGAUAGUUUGUUCGCUACGCCGGAAGCAGUUGCGCGUUUCAAAAAAGAAGUCAUCUUUUGCGAGGGUGCUUUUCGCUUAACACGAUAUAUUUUGUUCUCGGAUCAUAGAAUGUUCCGUUUCAAGGGCGUUAAAGAAAGACUUGCAUGUGUCGAAAAAUUCGUCUCGGUAUUUUUGCCUGUUGAGCAGGAUUUACGCGAAUGGAAAGAUGCUUUUGUGACCGAUAAUAUAAAAUACAUGAGGUGGUCAAAUGACGAACGUGAAAUUUCGAUGUAUUUCCUUAAUAGGUCUGAUUGGAACGAAACUUUUGCUUGGUUUUUGGAUUCCGAGGAGAGAAUGUCGCAGCUUAAAACUUCGUUGUCAAUAGACGAAAUCGUAUGCAUUUGCAUUAGAGCAAAUUGUGAUGCUCGGAAUUUUGACCGUAUUCUGCAAUGGUAUUUUUCAAAUAAUGAAGAGCGAAUUGUGUUUUUCAAAUUGCAAAAACUGCGCGAGAGUAGUAUGAGGUAUAGGUAUAGUAGCAUAGGCGAACUUUGUGGAGUAGGUGACGAAUUUUAUCGAUGUACAAAUGAUUUUGAUAGAUGUGAAGUAAUUCGUCGAACAUUGGUGCGAGAAUAAACCUUUGAGUAUAUAAUAUACAUGAUAUGGAGGGCUAAUAAAGCAGGUUCCGUGGAGGAUUCUGUAGAGCGCGCUCGACUUGGUUCAGUAAAAGAACCCAACUCAUUUUGGACCUUAGAGACAAUUUUUUAAAGUAAAAAAUAGUUUAAUGAGUACCCAAGAAGUUAUAAGCCUUCCCUUGAACAUUUUUAAACAUUUGAACUUCAAUUCAUCGCUUACAUUUAUCAUUUAUCAAAAUCGCUAUCAUAGGUUCUUUUACUGAACCAGAUGCUGAAUGCUGGAUUAUUAGCCCUCCAUAUCAUGUAUAUUAUAUACUCAAAGGAAUAAACCUCCAAUCUCUGAUCGAAUUCAUCUAAUAAAUUUGUUUGCUUCGUGACCAUAUUUUUCUUUUAUUUCACGUUUUUAUUGAUGUAAAAAUUAUCUGUGUGUUUUGAUAGUUUUAUUUUUUUAUUGAUAUGUUUACUUUCUAUUAUUAAAUACAUAUUAUACCGAUGAAAUGGAAAUAAGAACAUUUUUAUCUAUUUUGCGAAUAAACGUUUUAAAAGGAA